AUGGGCGACGUCGCAGUCGAGAGCCCUGCCAACCACGCGCCAGCUCACAAAAAGGCAGCACCGUCGAUAAUCCCAACCAUUGACCACUUUGAGGGCCUGUCGAUCGAGGGAGGAGACGAUUACGCCACACUGAAGAAGCUUCAGCGACAAUUAGAAUACAUUCAACUACAGGAAGAAUACAUCAAGGAUGAGCAAAGGAGUCUGAAGCGCGAGCUCGUCCGCGCUCAGGAAGAAAUCAAGAGGAUCCAGAGUGUGCCGCUGGUCAUUGGCCAGUUCAUGGAGGCCAUCGACCAAAAUACCGGUAUUGUGCAGUCUAGCACCGGCAACAACUACGUCGUCCGCAUCCUUUCCACCCUCGACCGCGAACAGCUCAAGCCCUCGUCGUCGGUCGCCCUCCACAGACACUCGAAUGCCCUGGUCGACAUCCUACCGCCCGAGGCGGACUCGUCGAUUGCCAUGCUGGGCGCCGACGAGAAGCCCGACGUGACGUACGCGGACGUCGGUGGCCUGGACAUGCAGAAGCAGGAGAUUCGCGAGGCCGUCGAGCUGCCCCUGACGCACUUUGACCUCUACAAGCAGAUUGGUAUCGACCCGCCCCGCGGUGUGCUCCUCUACGGCCCGCCCGGUACCGGCAAGACCAUGCUGGUCAAGGCCGUUGCCAACUCGACGACGGCGAGCUUCAUCCGCGUUGUCGGCUCCGAGUUUGUGCAAAAGUACCUCGGCGAGGGUCCCCGCAUGGUGCGCGACGUCUUCCGCAUGGCCCGCGAGAACUCGCCCUCCAUCAUCUUCAUUGACGAAAUCGACGCCAUUGCCACGAAGCGCUUCGACGCCCAGACCGGCGCCGACCGCGAAGUUCAGCGCAUCCUACUCGAGCUGCUGAACCAGAUGGACGGCUUCGACCAGACGUCCAACGUCAAGGUCAUCAUGGCCACCAACCGCGCCGACACGCUGGACCCGGCCCUGCUGCGUCCCGGCCGUCUGGACCGCAAGAUUGAGUUCCCCUCGCUGCGCGACCGCCGCGAGCGCCGCCUCAUCUUCUCCACGAUUGCCAGCAAGAUGAGCCUGGCGCCCGAGGUAGACCUCGACAGCCUGAUUGUGCGCAACGACCCGCUGUCGGGCGCCAUCAUCGCCGCCAUCAUGCAGGAGGCAGGUCUGCGCGCCGUGCGCAAGAACCGCUACAACAUUAUCCAGAGCGAUCUCGAGGACGCGUACUCGAGCCAGGUCAAGGGCACGAGCGAGGACAACAAGUUUGACUUUUACAAAUAA
Akanthomyces muscarius is the source of this 1266-nucleotide messenger RNA. RefSeq lists its product as uncharacterized. The record is from RefSeq and is a predicted model, not a curated record. Gene Ontology annotation, biological process: proteasome-mediated ubiquitin-dependent protein catabolic process. Gene Ontology annotation, molecular function: ATP hydrolysis activity; proteasome-activating activity; ATP binding. Gene Ontology annotation, cellular component: proteasome regulatory particle, base subcomplex. The transcript has 4 exons. NCBI's taxonomy places the organism in Eukaryota, Fungi, Ascomycota, Sordariomycetes, Hypocreales, Cordycipitaceae. Bases 1 to 1266 code for a protein of 421 amino acids.